GGGAAUCAGACGACAAGUUUAUUACGUGAGAUUCUAUGAUUCUGCUUCUCGAUCUCCGUUUUCCAUAUCAUUGAUCGUUCCAGAUUCAGUAGAUACCCUUUCCUCCAUUUUAUUCGAUUCUUUCCAAAGUCAACAGAUUUGAUUUUGAUUUGUCGGUUCUUUUCUAAUUCAAAUCUGAUUUGUUUCUAAGAAAAAAAAAAUAGAAACUGACGAGCUUUCUCUCCUCGCUCUGUGCUCUUCGUAUCUUCGCCAUUGAUGUACACGAGGAAGGUUUCGAUCUCUGUUGUCUCUCUACCGAAGGUAUGUCGUUCUUCGUCCGGGUCGAUCGCAUUGUUGGAUAAAUUGCUGCUGAGAGAUCUAAGUACAGCCGCCGAAAGAGGGGAUUUUCUGAACCCUAAUGGAUAUCACGCGGAUGAUUCUUCCGGUAAAACCAAUGGUUUUGACAGUGGAGCUCAAAACCCUCAUGGGUUUCAGCAGAACUUGAACCCUAGCGCAGGGUUUAGGGGAAAUCAUGUGAAUGGUUUCGUGACACAUUCUGCGAGAGAAGAUGAAAUAGCUGGGCAGAAUCCAAAUGGCGUUUAUGCUGGCCCUGAUAGGUUUAGUUUACGGAAUGAGAAUCCUAGAAACAGUGGUAGAGGACUCGGUGGCUUUGAUGUGUAUAACGGGAAAAAUGAUCGAAAUUUACUGCAGAAUCCGGCUGAGAUUUAUUCAGGAAGAAUGCAGGGAUCUUGGCAGAAUCGGAAUGGAGUAUAUGGGGAGAGGUCACAAGGAUUUCAGCAGAAUUGGAACAUAUACAGUCAGAACCAACCUGGGAGUUAUGGUGGAGGUGACAAAAGUGUCCAUCAGCAAAAUCGGAUGCCACCGAGUAGCAGUGUUAACUCCUCAUAUAGUUACAGCAAUGGGGAGAGGUCAGGAGGAUUUCAGUCGAUAUACGGUCAGAAUCGAACCGGUAGUUGUGGUGGAGCUGGUGACAGUGUUCGUCAGCAAAAUCACAUUCCACAGAGUAGUAGGAUUCAGACACAGAGCAGACAAACUCAGAGUCAGGGUUCUAACUACGGUGGACAUGGGGAAACAUGGCAGAAAACUAAUGCUUCUGAUCAAGGAAACCUCAACUGGAACAACUCACAGAGUUGGCAGAAUCCAAACACAAGCUCAGGAGGACAAUACUGGACAAACUCUGAUAAUCAGAAUGGAUGGUCUUAUCAACCAGACAAUGUUUCUUAUGCUAACAUGGAGAGUGAUGUCACGAUUGAGGAGUUUGAUGCAUUUUGCGGGGAGGGUCAGUUAAAAAAUGCCGUAAAUGUUAUCAAGUCACUGACAAGUAAGGGACAUGUGGUGGAUUUACCUAGGCUGUUACAGAUAGCGCAGCUAUGUGGGGAAGCAGAGGCUUUGCAAGAGGCCAAGACUGUUCACAAGCACUUUAGUGUUUCAGUUUCAGUUUCUGACAUCAGUUCCAACAACCGAAUGAUUGAAAUGUUCUCUAGUUGUGGUUCGGUGGUUGAUGCAUUAAGUAUAUUUGAGAAAAUGGUAGAGAAAAAUUCAGAGACUUGGUACACCAUGAUAAGGUGUUUGGCUAAGAAUGGUCUAGGGGAAGAUGCCAUUGAUAUGUUUGCUCGUUUCAAACACGAAGGAAACAAACCCGAUGGUCAAGUAUUCAAAGGUGUCUUCCAUGCGUGUUCUGUACUAGGUGACAUUAAUGAGGGAUUGUUGCAUUUUGAAGCAAUGUAUAAAGACCAUGGCGUAAUGCCCACCAUGGAACACUAUGUGAGCAUUGUUGAGAUGCUUGCAGCACCCGGUUAUUUGGGUGAAGCCUUGGAAUUUGUCGAGAAGAUGCCAAUGGAACCAAGUGUUGACGUGUGGGAAACAUUGAUGAAUCUCUCUUGGGUUCAAGGAAAUUUGGAGCUUGGAGAUCGGUGUGCUGAGAUGGUUGAGCAACUGGAUGCAACACGACUGAACAAACACUCAAGGGCUGGUCUGAUACCGGCCAAAGAAUCAGACAUUGCGAAGGAAAAACUGAAGAAAAUAUCGGGAAUCCCGAAUCCUCUCGAAAUCAGAGGCAGCCGCCGUGAAUUUAGAGCAGGAGAUACUGCACAUCCCGACAAGGAAAAGUUGUAUGGCCUAUUGAGGGUUUUAAAGAAGCAAAUGGUGGAAAUGGGAUAUGUCCCUCUUCUUAGAUGUGUUUUGCACGACGUCCAUCCAGAAGAAAAGGAGGAGGCCCUACUUGGCCAUAGCGAGAGACUAGCUUUCGCUCUGUCUCUUCUCGCCACUCCUGCCCGUUAUCCAAUCCGAGUGAUGAAAUCUCUCCGUAUUUGUGUCGAUUGCCAUAAUGCAAUCAAUUUCAUGUCAAAAAUAGUUGGGAGAGAGUUGGUCCAUCGAGAUGCGAAGAGAUUCCACCAUCAUAGAGAUGGGUCAUGUUCUUGUAAAGACUAUUGGUGAUCUACCUCGUUACAUUUAGACACAUUUGUCAUGUUGUCAUAAAUUCUUUGCGGUUGAUGGUUUAAGAAUUUGGAAACGGCUCCAUUGAAUCUA
Molecule: messenger RNA, 2529 nt
Organism: Tarenaya hassleriana
Lineage: Eukaryota; Viridiplantae; Streptophyta; Magnoliopsida; Brassicales; Cleomaceae
Product: pentatricopeptide repeat-containing protein At4g32450, mitochondrial-like
Exons: 1
Coding region: 256-2436 (726 amino acids)
Biological process (GO): RNA modification
Molecular function (GO): RNA binding; protein binding; zinc ion binding
Source: RefSeq, a predicted model, not a curated record